Archocentrus centrarchus (flier cichlid) is the source of this 11488-nucleotide messenger RNA. It is a transcript of the gene kif13ba, whose product is annotated as kinesin family member 13Ba. The record is from RefSeq and is a predicted model, not a curated record. Gene Ontology annotation, molecular function: ATP binding; microtubule binding; microtubule motor activity. Gene Ontology annotation, biological process: microtubule-based movement. Lineage: Eukaryota; Metazoa; Chordata; Actinopteri; Cichliformes; Cichlidae.
GACGCCGGAAGUGUCGCGUGACUGACCGGCUAUAGACUGACCGGGGUAUUGAACGCUUCUGCCUCCACGCCCGGGCGGAUCUAAAUUAGCCUGGAAUAUGAACAGAAGAAGAAAAUAAGCACCAGCGGCCGUGGUGGUGGUGGCUGUCUUCCUGCAGGAUUUCACCCAGGCUUUUUGUUUUUUCCUGUGGACAUGUCUGGUCUAUGGAGCAAAGCUGAGAGAGGCUAGCCGGCCGAGAGUCCGGCUAGCGCAGCAUUUCCAGGGUUUUGGAUGAUUGUUCAGCUGAAAGGCGGAUUUAUUUUGGACAAGCGCUGCUUUCCCUCCCCGGGUAAGAAGACAGCAUGGGGGAGCCGAGCCUGGACGGUUCCAAUGUCAAGGUGGCUGUUCGUGUACGGCCCAUGAACAGGAGAGAAAAGGAAUUGAACACUAAAUGUGUUGUGGAAAUGGUGAAAAACCAGACCAUCCUCCAUCCUGCGGGAACUAACCUUGGAAAAGGAGACUCUCGGAGUCAGUCCAAGGUGUUUGCCUACGAUUAUUGUUUCUGGUCCAUGGACGAGACAGAUACGGAAAAAUUUGCAGGUCAGGAGGUGGUGUUCCAGUGCCUUGGGGAAAGUCUUCUCCACAAUGCCUUCCAGGGCUACAAUGCCUGUAUAUUUGCCUAUGGACAAACUGGCUCGGGAAAGUCGUACACCAUGAUGGGCUCAGUGGACCAGCCAGGACUGAUCCCUCGCCUGUGCAGUGCUUUGUUUGAACGAACCCAGAAGGAACAGCGGGAGGAGGAGAGCUUCACUGUUGAGGUGUCCUACAUGGAGAUCUACAACGAGAAGGUUCGAGAUCUGCUCGACCCCAAAGGGGGUCGACAAACGCUGCGGGUGAGAGAACAUAAAGUUUUGGGUCCAUAUGUGGAUGGCUUGUCCCGGCUAGCGGUGGCCAGCUACAAGGACAUCGAGUCUCUAAUGUCAGAGGGCAAUAAGUCUCGCACUGUCGCUGCUACCAACAUGAAUGAGGAGAGCAGUCGAUCGCACGCUGUCUUCAACAUCAUUCUCACACACACACUCAAAGAUUUACAGUCUGGGACGAGUGGGGAGAAGGUGAGCCGGCUGAGUCUGGUAGACCUGGCUGGAAGUGAGCGAGCAGCAAAAACUGGAGCAGCAGGAGAGCGCCUGAAGGAAGGAAGCAACAUCAACAAAUCCCUCACUACACUGGGUCUGGUGAUCUCAGCUCUGGCUGAACAGGGAACUGCCAAGAACAAGACCAAGUUUGUUCCCUACAGAGAUUCUGUUCUGACAUGGUUACUGAAGGACUGCCUGGGGGGUAACAGCCGGACAGCGAUGGUUGCUACUGUGAGUCCAGCAGCAGACAACUACGAGGAGACGCUGUCGACGCUGCGCUACGCCGACCGAGCGAAAAACAUAGUUAACCAUGCUGUCGUUAAUGAAGACCCCAACGCACGAAUCAUCAGGGAGCUCCGGGAGGAAGUCGAGAAACUACGAGUGCAACUGACCCAGGCAGAGUCUUUAAAAGCUCCAGAGCUGAAAGAGCGUCUGGAGGAGUCUGAAAAGUUGAUUCAAGAGAUGACCAUCACAUGGGAGGAGAAGCUUCGCAAGACUGAGGAAAUUGCACAGGAGCGUCAGAAGCAGUUGGAGAGUCUGGGUAUUUCUCUUCAGUCUUCGGGGAUUAAAGUCGGAGAUGAUAAGAGUUUCCUCGUCAACCUUAAUGCUGAUCCUGCCCUCAAUGAACUGCUUGUGUACUACCUGAAGGAACACACUAAAGUGGGCUCAGCAGACUCCCAGGACAUCCAGCUGUGCGGGAUGGGUAUCCAGGCAGAGCACUGUGUCAUUGACAUCACAGCAGAGGCAGCUGUCAUUCUCACCCCCUACCGCAACGCGCGGACAUGUGUUAAUGGUUCUCCAGUAACCAGUGCUCUGCAACUCCACCAUGGGGACCGAAUCUUCUGGGGAAACAACCACUUCUUUAGGAUCAACCUGCCCAAGCGGCGUUCUCGGGCUGCUGCUGAUGAGGAGGAGGGUGAGGGUGGUGUGAUGAAGAACAGUGGUAGCAGUGAGCAGCUGGAUGCAGAUGGCGAUACAGCCAGUGAAGUGUCCAGUGAAGUUAGCUUCUCUUAUGAGUUUGCCCAGACAGAGGUCAUGAUGAAGGCCCUGGGCAGCAAUGAUCCCAUGCAGGCAGUCCUUCAGUCUCUCGAGAGGCAGCAUGAAGAGGAGAAGCGUUCUGCUCUGGAGCGACAGAGGCAGAUGUACGAGCAGGAGCUCCAGCAGCUGCGCAAGAAGCUCAACCCAGAACGACUGUCCACAGGUCAGUCUGGAGGGCCGACAUCUGGGCAGCAAGGUCCAGGACAGCAGUCUCACUACCGCAGCAUGGAGAGGCUCAGUAUGGGGGGGAUGAGCCAUUCAACCAGUGCUCAGAGCAGACUGAGGCAGUGGAGUGAGGACAGGGAGGCUGUGCUGGUGAGGAGCCUUCGAAGAUUGAGGGAGCAGAUUGUGAGGGCAAACCACCUGGUGCAAGAAGCAUGUUUCAUCACUGAGGAGCUGGAACGACACACCGAGUACAGAGUCACUCUGCAGAUCCCGUCAGACAACCUCAAUGCAAACCGCAAGAGGGAUGCAGUGCUCAGCGAGCCAGCAAUUCAGGUUCGACGACGGGGUCGAGGGAAACAGAUAUGGAGUUUGGAGAAGAUGGAGAACCGUCUGGUCGACAUGAGAGAGCUGUACCAGGAAUGGCAGGACUACCACCACCACCAGCCAGACGACCCUGUAAUGCGCUCAUAUUUCCGCCGGGCAGACCCGUUUUUUGACGAGCAGGAAAACCACAGUCUGAUCGGCGUCGCCAACGUCUUCCUUUCCUGUCUCUUCUAUGACGUCAAGCUGCAGUAUGCUGUUCCCAUCAUCAACCAGAAAGGAGAGGUUGCAGGGCGCCUGCAUGUGGAGGUGGUGAGAGUGGGAGGGGGCCUGGAGGAUAACAUGGCUGGAGGAGAUGAGCCUGACAACAACCAAGACGCUGAAGUUCAGGAUCGCAAACUGGUCUGCAUGAUUAAAAUCCUGCAGGCCACUGGUCUUCCUCAGUACCUGUCCAAUUUCGUCUUCUGUCAGUAUUCGUUCUGGGACCAGCCUGAGCCCAUUAUCGUGGCUCCUGAAGUCGACACAUCGUCCUCAUCGCCCAGCAACAAGGACCCACACUGCAUGGUGGUGUUUGACAGUUGCAAGGAGCUGGCUGUGUCAGUAACGGAGGACUUUAUCGAGUACCUCACAGAGGGGGCAGUCGCCAUUGAGGUGUACGGACACAGACAGGCUGAUGCUGGAAGAAACCCUGCACUGUGGGACCUCAGCAUCAUCCAGGCUAAGACACGCACAUUAAGAGACAGGUGGAGUGAAGUAACACGUAAACUUGAGCUGUGGGUUCAAAUCCUGGAGAUUAAUGAGAAUGGAGAUUUUGUCCCAGUGGAAGUGGUACCUGCCAGAGAUGUGCGGACUGGAGGAAUCUUCCAGCUUCGGCAGGGUCAGUCAAGAAGAAUCCAGGUGGACGUGCGCUCAGUUCAGGAUUCUGGCACUAUGCCACUGAUAGCAGAGAUCGUGCUCGCUGUGUCAGUGGGCUGUGUGGAGAUCAGAAACACCACAGCGAACCAGGAAGGAGAUGAGAUGGACAGUUAUCAGGAAAGAGACCUGGAACGGCUGCGGCGGCAGUGGUUAGCUGCUCUCACCAAGAGGCAGGAAUACCUUGAUCAACACCUACAGACUCUGGUUAGCAAAACAGAAAAAACAGAGGAUGACAUGGAGAGGGAGGCUCAGCUGCUUGAAUGGCGUUUGACUCUAACAGAGGAGAGAAACGCUGUAAUGGUGCCCUCUGCUGGCAGCGGCAUUCCCGGAGCACCUGCUGAAUGGGUUCCUCUGCCAGGCAUGGAGACUCACAUCCCUGUCCUCUUCUUGAAUCUCAAACCUGAUGACCUCAGCUCUCAAGACCAGUUUGAAGUUCCAGAGGCUGGAGGUUGGGAUGCUAUCUUGAAUGGAGAGGAUGAGGAUUACUUUUUUGACCUGCAGAUUGUCAAACACUACGAUGGAGAAGUUAAAGCAGAGGCAUCGUGGGACUCUACUGUCCACGAGUGUCCUCAGCUCAGUCGAGGGGGAGCGUGGCCUGAGCAGCGUGUCUAUCUGACCAUACGAGUGGUGGUUCAGCUCAGUCACCCUGCCGACAUGCAGCUGGUGCUGAGAAAAAGGAUCUGCGUCAACGUUAACCCAGGCCGCCAGGGAUUUGCCCACAACUUUCUUAGAAGGAUGUCAACCCGCAGCACCAUACCUGGCUGUGGGGUCACCUUCGAGGUGGUCUCCAACAUCCCUGGGGAUGCUCCCGGUUCAGAGGACAGGGAGAUGCUGGCCCGACUCGCCGCAAGCGCACACAACAGCCAGUCAGGCGAUGACGAGGCUGCCAUCGAGAAAUACCUCCGCAGUGUCCUGAGUCUGGAGAACAUCCUGACUCUGGAUAGACUCAGACAGGAAGUGGCAGUGAAGGAGCAGUUGACCAGCAGAGGGAGGAGUAACAGACGGAGCAUAAGCUCUCCUUCUGUUAACAGGCUGUCUGGAAGUAGACAAGACCUGUCCACAACCUGCCUGCUGGAUGACAAGGUCCGAUGGGAGAGUCAGCAGGAUAUCUUCAUGCCCUCUCAGUUUCCCCGCACCCUACGCCCGGCCUCCUCCCCUUCUACCUACUCCACCUCACCUUCUUCAUCACCUACUCCCUUCGCCUCAGGUCCUCCCCAGAACCAGGAACCAGAGCAAGGUCGUUCAGGACUUGCUGCCUCUUAUCUUUCAGUUAAGGCGCUGGUUCCUCAGAUGCCCAAACUGCUCAAGUCUCUGUUUCCAGUGCGAGAUGACAAGAAGGAGCUGAGACCUUCACCACACAACCAGCAGCAGCACGUGCCUCGUAUUGUGGCCUCACCAGGAGGGGACGACAACAAAGUCAAGACUGAGACGACUGCUAUUCUACGGCCCGCAGCCAAAGACAGGCGGGCAGAGCUCCCAGAAGUCCCUCCUCUUCCUGUGCAUGACCCGCAUGACACCCCCCCCCUCAGCCCCCUCAGCCAGUCAUCAAGCGGCUACUUCUCCACUAGUGUUUCUACAGCUACCCUGUCUGAUGUUCUCCAACCCUCCUCCUCGUCCUCCUCCCUCCUGGCUACUGAGACCUCGUUACCCACGAACCCCCGGCAGCAGGGCGCUGACAGGAACGAUAUUGUGACCUCUCCUUCUCAGUUUGGUGCCAAGAUGGCCGUCGUCGCUCCGCCUUCUUCCCACAGCUCAGCCAAUCACAAUAACGUCCCAUUGGACAUUUCCUCUGAACAGAAACUGAUAAACUCAGGAGGAGGUGAAGGCUUUGAGAGGCUGGAGAUCUUUGUGGAUGAUGAAGAGCGCAGUCGUGACGACCUGCUGCCUGAUUGGCUGACAGAAGGAGUAUAUGUUACAGUAGGAAACAAUAAGGCUGGGACAGUGCGCUACAUCGGGGUUACGCAGUUUGCUGAAGGAGUUUGGGUUGGGGUGGAGCUGGACACUCCUGUAGGUAAGAACGACGGCUCAGUCGGUGGUCAGCGGUAUUUCCACUGUAAGCCGGGUUACGGGGUGCUGGUCCGCCCAGACCGGCUGUCCUCGCGCGAACGCACCCGUCAGCAGACGGGAGAGUUUUCCUCUUCUGCCCACGUCCCCGUCCUGCGAGGAGAAGCCAUUGUUUCACGCCGGGGGGAGAAUCGCAAAUCCUGGAGCAGCUGAGACAGGAAAACUAGGAGCCCACAGUUGCCGUCCUUCUCUGAGCUAUGCAACAGGCUCACACAUCACAACUGACCUACUGCCUAACCUACAGUUAGAAACUACACUCACUGCAUCCAUUCACAGAAUAUGGAUGGAAAUAGAAUAAAAACAGUAAAGAGACCUUUUCAAAAAGAAUGCAAGUAAGAUAAUGAAAGACUAUGCAGAAUAUGUAGAAGUUCAUGGAAGGACUGUUAUCAUGUGAGAAGAUGAUGCUAUUUAAGUAGCAGUCAAUGGGAAGACUGCUGAGAGUGAAUGGAAGCAGAACUGUUUGGACCCGGAGUGAGGACUGAACGCUGCAGGCUGGAUGAAGCUUUCUUAGCUGAUAUACAGGGAUGCAAACGUGACUUUUUUUAGGGUCACAUUGGAAUAAUUUGGGUGGGAGUGGGGCAUUUUAAAGUGGAAAGAAACACUGUCAGAGGACAAGGUGAUUUUAUUUGCCCGUCUUUUUUUUUUUUUAGUAGUAGUUUGAUAUUUUUUUAGCUACUAUAAAAGGAUCCUGUUUGGACUUACAGUUUUUUUUUUUAAAUGCUGACAAUUAACUGGGGACGAUUGGAGUGUCUUUCAGUAUUUCUUUGACAUUUUAUUUAUUUACCUCACACAUGGUGUGUUUGCAUCCCUGCAUACGAGGCCUCUACUUGGUAGUCCUGAGACUCUGAGUCACAGAAUUCAUCCACCCUCCUGAACUGUCCAGGUCCAGUUUGCAGACUGACACUUUGACUCAGUCCUUCUUGGACUCUUUCUUUUCUUUUGAAGAUUGAUCCUCCCAGAAUGUGCCUUCACCAUGGCUUUGUUUGCAUUUGUCUGUAUAUUUAAGUCCUUGUAGCUGUGUUUGUGUUGAAGAGAAUGCCUUGUGCUAAAUGUGAGGUGAUCUCAGGGACUGCAGAGGGAAAAGCACUGUGUGUGCGCGCGCGUGUGUGUGUGUGCGUGCGUGUGUUUAAGUUAAUGUUGUCAUGCUGGUGUUAAAGAUUAGCUGUGUAGAACAGGAAUAGUCGUGUCCUUGUCGGACAAAGCCACUAUGAAACUGGGAGGCUUUAAAAGUCGAUUUUGCACUGGAGAUGUUGGAUAAGAAGCUUCUGUACGUGAACAUAACGUGUUCUGUGGUUAUGGUGCAGCGACCAGAUGAGGUAACGAGAAGAUAUCGUUUUGUUUUUUUUUUUAUUUGUUUUUUUUUUUGUCGUUUUUGUGUCCUUGUCAGCAAAUUCCCAAGUCAUCCCCUGUAAAUGACUGAUGGUAUUUGGGCACCAGGAGGCGCUGUUGGGUGGAAAUGGACAGGAGUAUGUGCUGAGGAAAAGAAAGUGACUUAAGCUUGAAAAGAGGUUGAAUUUGCUUCUAUGCAUUUGAUGGUUUUAAAAACACGGUUUUAGUCUUUGUUUCUAAAAUACUGACUCAUCUGGGAGAGGGAGCUACACGUACAUUUUGGGAAAGUAUUAAACCCAGAGGCGGUCCUGACGGCUCUGCAGCAGAAAGUUCAAGAUGAUGUGGUAGACUUUUUUUUGUUUGUUUGUUUUAAUUAGGUUUUAUGAAACAUUCCAGAGAGAUGGUAACAUUUUACACUGAAUUAUGAUCUUGUGAUUUCAUUUAUGGAAAAUCCUUUUCAGUGCACCAGACCAUCGUUGGUUACUUUGAGUUUUUAUACAGUUACAUUCAAAGGAAUGAAGAUGGUGCUUGUAGUACUAUUCUAUAAGUUAAAGGAGACCUAUUAUGCUUUUCCUUAGUUUCUGUAUAUGUAUGUACUGUUACGUUUAUGGAUGAUCAUAUCAAACUUGUUUGUAAUCCCUAUGAGCCAAAAUCCGAGGCUUCAGAUGGCUCUGAACACCGUUUUAGAUUGUUUUUAACCUCUCAGCCUAAAAAAAAGGCUGCAGCCAACUUUCAACAUUCUGAACACGGUAAUUCAAUUUUAUUUAUAUAGCACCAAAUCAGAACAGUCGCCUCAAGGCGGAUAUUGAUCAUGUAAAUUGAUAACGAUGUGACUGAGGAUUUUCAAAUUCAUUCCAUAGAUGCAUAAUAAUAAUGCCAAUCACAGAAAGUGACUAUUCAUAGUGGUUUAUUAUGUUUUAGCAUUUCAUGUGCACCCCAUUAAGAUCUGCUGAGACCUGAAAUUUUGUAUCCUGGGAUUUGUGCCUCCUAAAAAUUCUACUGCCAGGAGGCUGAGGGUGUAGUAGUAAUAAUAAUAAUAAUAAUAAUAAUAUGCUUGUCUCAGGAGUCCCAUCCAACCACUGUUUAUGAGAGGCAGCCAAUCAGGAAAACUGGCCUAAAAAGAGAGAAGUGAUACAAAGCAAACUAUACUGUCACCCAGUAAUGUGUGGAAAGCUGCCCAGGAAUAAAAAUAUGGAGCUGGAAAUGAGCAUAAUAGAUCCCCUUUAAAGGGCCAUUCGAGAUAUUGUCUGGUCAUUGUACAGUUCAGUUCACCUUGAAUAGUUUACUACCCGAGUAAAUCUCAUGUAGUUCUGAGAAGGAACUUCAUAAAUCUGAGAAAAUAAUAGUUUUCCAUAAAUUUAUGACGUAAAGCCACGGUGGCAUUAAUCCGGUGGGGAGGAUCUAACAAAAGCUGCUACUGACUUGCAUUAUGGGAGAUGUGUUUUUUGGAGGGUUUGGAGUUUUGAAAGUGUGACUGCCUCAGCUUUUGCUUCUUUAAUUUAGUCGGCUCUUUUUGACCAUCAGAGCUCUGGAGUGACGUUAACGAGGAGACUGAGGUGGGGAAAGUGUUCAGUUUGUCUCAGAGAGCGGGAAUAAGCACAGGAUGGUUUGAUUUAAAGGUGGAAUAUAAACAGUUAAAUGUUCUCGGGAUGCUUUAGUUCUGGGUUAUGUUCAGAUCGCCCGACGAUUAUGACGAACCUGAGUAUGUUUCAUUGAAGGCUGAGACAUGUUUUCGCUGUUUGUAACUGUUUCCAGGUUCCUGAUGUUGAUGAUGUAAUGAUUAUCUGGAUUACUGCGUGCAUAUAAACAUGCUCAGUAUGUCCAAACACUAUUAUCUUUAUGGGUCCAUCAUGCUUUUCACUCUUAGCUUAAAAGGCGUGAAGUUAUUAUUUAUACAUAAAUGCUUGUGCACACGCCAUCGUCAUCGCACACAAACUGAUAAAGACUUUUUAUCUGAAUAAAUAAAUGUUGCACACAUGAUUUCAUGAAAAUCGCUGCUAUUAGCGUUGUAAAUUUACCUGUACAUGGAUCAGUUGAUUACUUGUGUCUCUUACUGUAUGCUAUUUUGGAUCUCAGUAGUUUGUGUUUGAUUCCCAAAUUAAGAAACUUUAACUCGUGCUUCUGGUUCAGUGGCCAAUAUAUUUUUUGUGAGGCAGUAAAAUUCCUACAAAUGAGGCACUUUGUCGUAUGAGCCUUCAAGGAGAGAUGGUCAGGAUAUUUCUGUGUAGGAAACUAUGAUGGAAAUAUAAGAUGAGGCUCCACAGUCUAUUUUAUUAUCUGUGUAUUUAUUGUCUGGCCAUAAAGUCGAGGCCUCUGGAGUCCUGUGAUUGGUGGCUGUCUGGUAUGUCAUUAGUUAGCAGGUUGUGAAGUGCUCUGUAGGUUGGACUCUUGUUGGGUUAGUUUUUAAUAAUGUGGUUCGUAACAGUUGGGUGGUAAUAAAGGAAGUGUGUGUGUGUGUGUGUGUGUGUGUGAGAGAGUGAGAGUUGAGUGGACCUGUCUCUGAUUCAGUUGUCUUUGAGUUGUUGCCAAGAUGGGAAUGACCGCCGCUGUGGCCGUUUUACCUACUUUUCCCGGGAUUUCAGCAGAGAGCGGCCGACCUUCGCCCUCACUGCUCUCCUGGAAAAAAUGCGGCCGGCGGACUUUCCCGUCCUGGUCUCCGCUCUGCUUUGUGGGUUUGAGAUCACUUCAGGCUUCUGGAUGCUCCUUUAUGUUGUUGUGCCUCAGAAACCAUGUGACCACGUAUCUUCCACACACUGUUUUCAUAUCAACGCUUCAAUUCAUUUGCACAAACGUCUCCAGAGGGAAUUGAAGAUUAAAUUUCUGGAACAAUUGUAUAUGUAAGAAGAAAAAUACAACCUGUUUUUUAAGAUGAAGUGUUUUUCAAGUUACCUGUUCUUCUUCUUCUUCUUCUUCUUCUUAGUAUGAUUAUUUAAGAUUAUUCACUACCUACACCUCACCCCCACCCCCAAGUUAACAUGUAAAAUAUGCCACAACAGAGUUGAGCUCAAAUGUAGUCGCUCUUCUUUUCCAGCACACCUUCCUCUUUAAACUCUCCACAGCGUCCAAUCAGGUGUGACGAGGGUAUAAAGCAGAUGAGAGCGCAGCUCCAAAGGCUGCUCGAUGCUCAAGAUCUACAGGUCACAAAAGUCAUUCUAAUAAAGAACUGAACUAAAAGAAAUUAGCAUUAGUAAUUUUGUAGCUUAAUGUCAGUGGUCUGCAUCUCUGCUGCUGUAGAGAUGAAAGCAGAGCCACCAGUGUUGUUUCUGUGACUCUGACAACCAUCAGAACCACAUUUAGUUUUAGUUUUAUUCCUGUGAUUUGGAGCAGAGCGCACCCCGUCUGUACAAAUCUUCAGUCCCUCACGUGGUUUCUUCUUCACUUUUUUUUUUUUUUUAAAAAUUUUGUUGUCUUACUUAAAGUGCUUUUAUUUUGCUCACAUUCAAUCCCACGUCUGCAUCGUCUGUCGCACUGCCUGCAGCUCCGUGCUGAUUAUGGGAUCACUGGUUUGGAGCGACCCCCUGCCUUAAUGUGGCCUGGAGCCAGACUAGUUUUAGCAGCAACAAUCUCAGCUCUGCUCUGCACUGAACUCAGCGUUAUUAAAGUGGGUCAUUCCAAAACCACAGAAAGCCAGUCUGUGUUAAUUUUUGAUGCUUUGGUCCACAGGAGCUGUUAGGUUUCUUACUCUUUUUAAGUAAAAAGGCUAAUGUGUUGCCGCCCUUGUGGGUACCAUGCCUAACUUUCUAACAGGGAAUUUUCUAUACAGCCAGAAAAUAACUCACCACUGCCCUGCAGUAGCCUAACCGCUACCUGGGAUCAAAUCGCAUCUUCUAAAUUAUAGAUUUUUAGAUUUGUGUUGGACAGAAGCAUAUGUUUCUGGCCCGGGUAGUUAAGUUUUCACCUUGUAACUACCUCUGGCGGCCUUUGCUUAUGUGCCACCCUCUUCUCUGAGACCUUUUUUUGGGUUAAAGAGCCUUUCACUGCUGAUGUGGCUACAGCCACUUCCUCUUCUGUGCGUGCAUAAACCACACAAACGAGCAAUACGAGGGCAUCAGGUGAUGCAGCGCAGCCUUGUUGCAUGCGCAUCAUUUCGCUUCAGAUAAAACUUCUGCUGGUGCAUUUUAAAGGCUGCUGUCACCAAUAUUCCUCUGAGGUACCAACAGCCAUAUUUUUACUGAGCUGAGCGUUUGGUGUUUGCUGAGUCAGAGAGUUUAGUCCUAUUGUUACUCCUGCAAAAACAAACAGCCUCUUCAGUCGUGUGUGUUUUCACCCAUUCAGCUGAAAAUUUUAAAUAGUCAAAUGUUUGUUUUAUUGGGCUUCAGCCUGGUCAGCAGUAUUAAUAAAGGCCAUCUAUCAUCCUAACUAAUCAUUAUCAAUCACUGCUACUAUUGAUCCUUUGGGGCGGGUUUGUCCUGAUGUGUCAUUUGUGUGUGGAAUGCACCAUCAAGUGCUCGUUUGGGGUGUGUGUGUGUGUGUGUGUCUGUGUGUGUGGGUGUGUGGGUGUAUGCUUAUAUUAAGACUUAAAAAAGAAAAAAUCUGAGCACAAG